UUAUGACUUCAUAAUUCCCAAAGAGAGUGAGAAUGAGCCGGUUUCUGAACGUGCUGCGGAGUUGGCUGGUGAUGGUGUCAGUCAUCGCCAUGGGGAACACGGUACAGAGCUUCCGGGAUCACAGCUUCCUCUCAGAGAAACUGUACACUGGAACCCCAGAGUUCGUAAACGGCCUCCAGGCGCGAACCUUCGGAAUCUGGACCUUGCUGUCGUCCAUCAUUCGCUGCGCCUGUGCCAUCGAUAUACAGAACAAAACGCUCUAUCAUAUCACGUUGUGGACAUUUGUUCUGGCACUGGGACACUUCCUCUCCGAGGCCUUCGUUUACAAAACGGCACCGCUGACAAUUGGUGUUAUGGCACCUCUCAUUGUAGCAAGUGUCUCCAUCUUGGGCAUGCUGAUUGGGUUCCAGUGCAUCGCUGAACCGCAGGAAGUCAUGGGAGCACGGCAGAAGAAACGGAACUGACAGCUUCCUGUCCCGCGUCGCACCACGUUUGCCCCCCACCUUUCAGCCCCCAGAGCCUCAAGUGCAGACAUUUUUACGGAAUUUUUAAGAACCACUGCUGACUCUUCUGAGCCGGGGGGGGGGGGGAUCAGAACCUUGGCUUCUUUUUUACAGUCUGAAUGUUUAAUACUUUGAUCUUGCACUGUUACUCAAUGUUGCCAACCAGGCAUGCUCUGACACUUCCCUCCGUUUAGCGAUUCAGAAUACUGACCAGUGGACUCUCUUCCCCGACCGUGGAUAUGUAUGUCUGUUUUUUGUUGGUUUUUAUUUUUGGUUUUUUGUUAACAAGUAGGCCGGGUAGGGACAUGUUUUUCGAGGCACGCAAACACGAAUGCGUGUUCAGAUAGAGCCAUCGGCAAACCACUGCCACGUGGAUGCCGAGUAUGCUCAGGACUGUUUGAUUGACGGAGGUUACCACUGAUCUGCUGUCUAUCAGUGCCCCGACACAAACCUGGCUCAAGGAAUGGUCGGGCAUGGUUAGAGGUGGUUGGACCAUGAAAGUGCAUGUCCCCAGUGUCAAAUGUCCGUAGUACCGUCAUGCCCUGAUCUUGAGUGUCAGUUUUCUCGACCGUGCCAGGACCAAACCACACGCAAGGUGUCAAGUCGUGCUGAUUUGAUGAA
Molecule: messenger RNA, 1124 nt
Organism: Megalops cyprinoides (Indo-Pacific tarpon)
Lineage: Eukaryota; Metazoa; Chordata; Actinopteri; Elopiformes; Megalopidae
Gene: erg28
Product: ergosterol biosynthesis 28 homolog
Exons: 4
Coding region: 33-464 (143 amino acids)
Cellular component (GO): endoplasmic reticulum; membrane
Molecular function (GO): protein-macromolecule adaptor activity
Source: RefSeq, a predicted model, not a curated record